Scomber scombrus (Atlantic mackerel) is the source of this 438-nucleotide messenger RNA. Its product is annotated as poly(rC)-binding protein 4-like. NCBI's taxonomy places the organism in Eukaryota, Metazoa, Chordata, Actinopteri, Scombriformes, Scombridae. The record is from RefSeq and is a predicted model, not a curated record. The transcript is spliced from 4 exons. The coding region runs from base 1 to 438 and encodes 145 amino acids. Gene Ontology annotation, molecular function: RNA binding.
AUGGUUAACGGCAGCAGACAUUAUGGGAUAUACGACAGCGAGACGACAGGUGCCCAGGUGCAGGUGGCAGGUGACCUCCUCCCGAACUCCACAGAGAGAGAAGUGACGAUAUCAGGGAGCCAGGACUCCAUCAUCCAGUGUGUUAAGCUCAUCUGCACUGUCAUCCUCGAGUCUCCACCGAAGGGAGCGACUAUUCCAUACCGACCCAGCCCGACCCCGGGAACUGUGCUGCUGGCAGGAAACCAGGUGUUCGAGGCUUCAGACUUCGGCUCUCAUCCCUUGUUCUCAGUGGCACAGGGAGGAGUGGACCUGCAGCAAGUGAGUACGGCCGCCUGGGGGGAAAGGGUCAAGGGUCAAAGGUCACUUCAUCACUCUCUGUUUAUUAAUCUGCUGACAUGUUGUAUUGACCCAGGCUGUAAAAGAUAUAAAACAAUGUAA